Synchiropus splendidus (mandarinfish) is the source of this 3399-nucleotide messenger RNA. It is a transcript of the gene nedd9, whose product is annotated as neural precursor cell expressed, developmentally down-regulated 9. The coding region runs from base 164 to 2629 and encodes 821 amino acids. The transcript is spliced from 7 exons. The record is from RefSeq and is a predicted model, not a curated record. Gene Ontology annotation, cellular component: cytoplasm; plasma membrane. NCBI's taxonomy places the organism in Eukaryota, Metazoa, Chordata, Actinopteri, Syngnathiformes, Callionymidae. Gene Ontology annotation, molecular function: protein binding. Gene Ontology annotation, biological process: cell migration; cell surface receptor protein tyrosine kinase signaling pathway.
UGCUGCGACAGUUCGCCGGCUCGUUUCUCCGCGUCUGUCCGUGUCAGACCCGCUGCAUGGCGGACUAACCGAACCCUGAAGACCCCUACUGUCGUGUGUGCGCUGUUUGACGCGACAAGGCGGAUAUUUCUCAUCUUUUGGAGAGUUGCAGAGGAAGUGCACGAUGAAAUACAAAAAUCUGAUGGCCAAAGCGUUGUACGACAACGUCCCAGAGUCUCCUGAAGAGCUGGCCUUCCGCAAAGGUGACAUCCUGACCGUCAUCGAGCAGAACACCGGCGGCCUGGAGGGCUGGUGGCUGUGCUCCCUCCAUGGCCGCCAAGGCAUCGCACCAGGCAACCGCCUGAAGCUGCUGAUCGGGCCGAUGUUCGAGGCCCAGUCACCUGUCGCCUCUGCUCCCACUCAGUCACCCACACAGGGCUAUCAGCAGAAGCCCACAGCCCAGGGGCUCUACCAGGUGCCACCAUCCCUCCAGAGCCCUCAGCAGCAGCAGAACCAGCAGGGCAUCUACCAGGUUCCCUCAGGGCAGGACGUCUACCAGGUCCCACCGAGGAGCACACUGGCAGCUGAUAUCACACCAAGCAAGGUGGUGACCCCGACCAGAGUGGGACAGUCCUACACUUACAGCCCCGGUCAGCACAACCAGCAAGACCUCUACGACGUCCCGCCCAGCCGAUCCCAGGGGGUGUACGACGUCCCUCCAAGUCAGACCUUCCCCAGUCAGCACAGCAGCAGCAGCAGCGGCAGCAGCAGAAACCAGGGGGUCUACGACGUCCCUCCGUCUCAUCUGGACUCCAGAAAUCAAGGAAUCUAUGACGUCCCCCCCUCCGCGCAAAUGGUGUACUCGGUGCCUCCCUGCAGGAGCAACACCAGCCUCCAGGAGGGGAACUAUGAUUUCCCACAGCCUCUCAAGCACAAGCAGGAAGGUAUCUACGACGUCCCUCCUCCCGCCCUUGCCAAACCCAUCCAGAGUCCCCAGUCCCAUUAUGAUUUCCCCCCAUCGAUGGAGCCCGCUGCCCCUCCCGCACAGAACACCGGCGAAGGUAUUUACGACGUACCUCCACCUGUGUCGAGCGCGGGAUCCCGCAAAGACAUUUACGACGUCCCCCGGGGCCUGCAGAGACCCUCGCCUCCCGACCGCGACGGCAGCAAGGGCGUGUAUGACGUCCCAGCGCCGGACCCUCGAGCCACGGCGGAGAUCACAGAGGGUGUGAACCGCCUGUCCUUCUCCAGCACUGGAAGCACCCGCAGCAGCAUGUCCACCUCGUCCUCGUCUGCAGGGUCCAGCUCUGAGGGGCGCCUGGCGCUGGAUUUGGACUCCGCCGUCCAGCGGUUGUACCGACUGCAGCAGGCGACGGACAGCUCGGUGGGGACACUUCAUUCUCUGGCGGCGUCACCGCACUGGAGGACUUUCGCCUUCAUGGAGCAGCACAUCAACGACGUGCGGACGGUUCUGGACAGGGUCCGAACGGCUCUGGGGGAGUUGAUCGGGUUCGGUCGAGGGGCCGCGGCGAACGCCACGGCGCUCUCCGACUGCAGCCUGCACAGUAAACUGAGGCGGCAGCUGGGACGACUGGAAGACUCGCAGCAGAUCCUCCAGCAAAUCUACCAAGUCCUGGAGAGCUGCAACUGGGCUCUGAAUACUUUGGCCAGCUCCGCUGGAGGGAAGCAUCACAACAAGAGCGAUGAGCUGGACCGCUUCGUCAUGGUGUCCAGAACAGUACCUGACGACACCAAGCAACUGGUGUCCACCAUCGGAGCCAACGCCGAGCUGCUGUUCAGGCGGACACACGCGGACGGAUCCUUCUCCACCGGAAGUUCCCCCGAGGAGAACCUGAUCCACCCUCUGACCUCACCCUCUUCCAACAACGACAACUACGGAGGUCCCACCAAGCCCUUCCCAGUGCUGAGCGGCCAGGACAAAGACAACAUGAACCACAGCGAGAAGUGUGUGAAGAGCUGGAUGGAGGACUACGACUACGUCCACCUGCAGGGGAAGGAAGAUUUUGAGCGUCAGCAGAAGGAACUUCUGGAGAAGGAAAAUAUUAUCAAGCAGAACCAAGUGCAGCUGGGACCAGAGCAGAUCAACCAGUUCAAAAAGCUGGAACAGGAGGUGACCAAACCAGUGGAGAAUGACAUCACGCAGUGGUCGCCACACCAGCACUCGGGUAGAACGUCGGCCACCCCGCCCGAGUCGUCCUCGCCCGUGUCUCCGACCACCCACGUGUGCGCACACGACCGGCAGUUGCUGGGCUUCUACGCCGACCAGUGCAACGAGCACUUCAACACGCUGCUCAGCGCGGUGGACGCCUUCUUCGGCUGCGUCAGCCUGGGCCAGCCGCCCCGCAUCUUUGUGGCGCACAGCAAGUUCGUCAUUCUCAGCGCUCACAAACUGGUCUUCAUCGGCGACACGCUGUCCCGGCAGGCGGCGGCGCCAGACGUGGCCAACAGGGUGAUGAACUCCAGCAACGUGCUGUGCGACUUGCUGAAAACUGUCGUCGCCGCCACCAAGACGGCGGCGCUGAACUACCCGAACACAGCCGCCAUUCAGGAGAUGGUGGACCGGGUGACGGAUCUGUCUCACCAGUCACAGCAGUUCAAAGAGCAGCUGCUGCAGAUGGCUAAGUUGUGAAGCUAACGCCGAGCUAAUGCAGCUAUAUUUACGGUUAUAAUAUCACGCUCCACCAUGCUUGUCAUUCAUGUUGUACAAACGUCUGUUGUGUAAAUAUCUGCUCUAUUUUUGUGUAGAUUGUGUUAUUUUAUAACAUUUAUAAAUAUAUAUAUAUAUUUGUGUAGCUCGUGUGUUUCGGUAGAUGUUGGCAACAUUUUCAGAACAUUCCUGUCUCAUAUUACAACAAAGCACCUUAUGAGAUGUCUUUCAACGAUGGACUGUCGUCGCUGUGACCGACUGCUGGACGUGUGUAAAAGCUGUCGAUAUUGAUGUGUACCGUGGAGGAGCCAGCAGGGGGCGCUGAAGACAAAGUAAAGCCUCAGUUUGAACUAUGUUGUGUGUUGCUUGUUUUCAUCACAUUUCACUGAGGCGGUUGUUUGGCGUCAGUCGAGUGAAGGAAUGUUGGCAGGAGGUACGCUGGGGUCACUUUGGAGAAAGGUCGGGGAUCACAUACAGUACUUUGGAUCUGGCACUGCCUCCCAGCUAGCUCAUGUAUCGGGAGGCAUCGUAUGGUCUGCGGGAGGAAACCAGAGUUCACAGGGUGAAGCAACCAGAUGGACCCCUCUGAACAGAACGAUACAUGGCAGAGGUGGGCGACUUUUGGAGACCAGGAUGGAGGACUGCGGGAAAUGGACAACACACAUUGGGUUGAAGUCAAUCGAGUUCAAGUUUACUGUCAGAAUAGACUCUCCACUGACUCUCCAUCUCGCUGGACUGAGAGUGGGCUGUGU